AUGGGAGGAAUGCAGAAUAUUAAUGCCCAACUGUCACAUCUUGCCCAAGCAGUAGCUCCCCUGGAAAGCAAACAGGGGGAACUUCCUGCCCAAGUGGAGGUAAAGAAAGUAAAUGCUGUGACACUCAGGAACGGUAAGGAACUACUCGAGGUGGUUGGAAAGAAAACUGAGGAAGAACCAGACGUUAGUGAGGAAGUUGGAAUGGGGUCAGCAGAUGAGGAAAAAUUAGCUCAAGAAAGGGAAACCAAGAAGAAAGCAGCCGAAAAAGGCAAAGAAAAAUUGAGACAUGUUGAGCCCAUAAUUCCCUUCCCAGGCAGAAUGGCCAGAGAACAGGAAAAAGAAGAAUUGACCGAAUUGGUGAAAAUCUUUAAAAAGGUGGAAGUCAGUAUGCCCCUUCUGGUCGCACUACGCUCUAUGCCCAGAUGUGCCAAAUUCCUAAAAGAACUCUGCACCCGGAAGGUUAAAUACACUGAUGAUGCCAAGUUCCAGGUGCGCGAGUCAGUGUCCGCAGUUUUACAGCGAGAUAUGCCCAUAAAGUGUGGAGAUCCAAGGAUGUUCUAUAUUCCUUGUGUGAUAGGGACCAUGAAGGUGGAUAAGGAUCUGGAGAUAGGACCGCUGAAACCUACCCGAGUAGUGAUCCAACUGGCAGACAGGUCAAAUUUGUAUCCAGAAGGGAUACUGGAGGACGUUUUGGUCAAAGUGGAGGAACUGAUUUUCCCAGCAGAUUUCUACAUCCUUGAUAUGGGGAAAUCAAAAGCACGCGACCCAGUUAUGCUUUUAGGGAGGCCUUUUCUCAAAACUGCCAGGACGCGCAUCGAUUGUGAUACGAGAAAAUUGACAUGCCAGUUCGAGGGAGAGACAAUAACUUUCGAUAUAUAUAACGCCAUGAAGCAUCCCGCCGACACAGAGAUGGUAAAAAGUGUCGAUAUAAUCAGCAGGUUUGUUGAGGAGGAAUUGCCCAGAACGACACUCAGGGAACCUUUCGAUGUGAGAGCACCCAAGCUAGAAUUGAAGUCUCUACCCAAGCAUCUCAAGUAUAUUUUUCUGGGUGAAAAUGACACUUUGCCCGUAAUCAUCAAUUCGGAGUUAACACCAGAAGAUGAAAGCAAGGUUAAGAAGACUUUAGGUAAAUACAAAGAAGCUAUUGGAUGGACCCUAGCCGAUAUUAAGGGCAUAAGCCCUACAGUGUGUAUGCACCAUAUAUUGCUAGAGGAAGAUGCAACUCCAGUCCGAGACCCCCAGAGAAAGCUCAAUCCAGCCAUGAAGGAAGUUGUGAUGAAGGAGAUACUCAAACUAUUGGAUUUGGGCAUAAUAUAUCCAGUGUCCGAUAGUAGAUGGAUUUGGGUUGCAAAGGAGGAUCAGGGCAAAACCACUUUCACUUGCCCUUUCGGCACUUUUGCCUAUCGGAGGAUGCUGUUUGGGCUAUGCAACGCCCCUGGAACAUUCCAAAGGUGUAUGAUGAGCAUAUUCUCGGACCUCCUCAAAAACUGCAUCGAGGUAUUCAUGGAUGAUUUUACUGUUUAUGGGCAAACCUUCGAUUCAUGCCUCGCUAAUCUGGAGAAACUACUGCAAAGAAGAUUCGUCAAGGACUUUGCCAAAAUUGCUCAACCAAUGACAAGGCUGCUCCAGAAUGAAGUGGAGUGGAAUUUUGAUGAAGACUGCAAAUAG
Molecule: messenger RNA, 1668 nt
Organism: Salvia miltiorrhiza (redroot sage)
Lineage: Eukaryota; Viridiplantae; Streptophyta; Magnoliopsida; Lamiales; Lamiaceae
Exons: 5
Coding region: 1-1668 (555 amino acids)
Source: RefSeq, a predicted model, not a curated record